Phragmites australis (common reed) is the source of this 3635-nucleotide messenger RNA. Its product is annotated as kinesin-like protein KIN-7K, chloroplastic. NCBI's taxonomy places the organism in Eukaryota, Viridiplantae, Streptophyta, Magnoliopsida, Poales, Poaceae. The record is from RefSeq and is a predicted model, not a curated record. Gene Ontology annotation, biological process: microtubule-based movement. The transcript is spliced from 25 exons. The coding region runs from base 216 to 3362 and encodes 1048 amino acids. Gene Ontology annotation, molecular function: ATP binding; microtubule motor activity; microtubule binding.
UCCUGUGCGCUGCGCUGCGCUGCGGUCGCUUUUAAACUCGCGACGCCGUGGCCGCUCGCCUCUUUUGGAGCAGGCCAUGUGAAACCUGUGACCUCCCGAUACCUUCCCUUCCGCUCGCCGCCUCCUCCCGUGCUGCAGAGCAGGGCGCCAGGGCCCCAGCUCACCGCCGCGUCGUCGCCUCACCCGGGGGGGGGGGGGUGCGAGAUCCACCCGCUAUGUCGUCACGGCCGUCGUCGUCGUCGUCAAGGCGGAGCAGCUCGCCGUUCUCCGCGGGGCUCCGGCGCCCGCCCACCGCGUCGUCGUCGUCCUCCAGCUCGUACUUCUCCGGUGGCCGCCUCAUCCCGCGCUCGUCCCCGUCCUCCGUUAGCUCCCAAUUCUACGGCGGCGGGGGCGGGGGGAGCUCGAGGUCCACCACCCCCGGCCGCCGCGGCUCAUCCGUAGCGCCUGCUCCGGCUCCGGUGCCCGCGCCAGUGCCGUUCCCCAGCGCUGACGAGCUCGUCAUCGAGGACACCUCCCGAUCCGGCGACAGCAUCUCCGUCACCAUCCGUUUCCGGCCGCUCAGUGAGCGGGAGUUCCAGCGCGGCGACGAGAUCUCGUGGUAUCCGGAUGGGGAUCGGCUUGUGAGGUGCGAGUACAACCCGGCGACGGCCUAUGCUUAUGAUAGAGUUUUUGGGCCUUCGACCGCAACCGAGGCUGUCUAUGAUGUUGCAGCCCGUCCUGUAGUGAAAGGUGCUAUGGAGGGAAUAAAUGGUACAGUUUUCGCGUAUGGUGUCACAAGUAGUGGGAAGACCCACACAAUGCAUGGUGACCAAAAUUGUCCUGGAAUAAUUCCACUAGCCAUCAAGGAUGUCUUCAGCAUGAUCCAAGAUACUCCUGGAAGGGAAUUUUUGCUCCGUGUGUCGUAUCUCGAAAUCUAUAACGAGGUGAUAAAUGAUCUACUUGAUCCUACUGGCCAAAAUCUGCGUGUGAGGGAGGAUGCACAGGGAACAUAUGUAGAAGGAAUAAAAGAAGAAGUUGUUUUGUCUCCAGGACAUGUUCUUUCUUUUAUUGCAGCAGGCGAAGAACAUCGGCAUGUUGGUUCUAACAACUUCAACUUAUUUAGCAGCCGAAGUCAUACUAUUUUCACUUUGAUGAUCGAAAGCAGUGCCCACGGUGAUGAGUAUGAUGGGGCCAUGUACUCGCAGCUUAAUUUGAUUGAUCUAGCUGGCUCUGAGAGCUCUAAGACAGAGACUACAGGGUUAAGAAGAAGAGAAGGGUCAUAUAUCAACAAGAGUCUUUUAACUCUUGGAACAGUUAUCGGCAAGCUCAGUGAAGGGAGAGCAACACAUAUACCCUAUCGUGAUUCUAAGUUGACUCGUCUGCUGCAGUCAUCAUUGAGUGGCCAUGGCCAUGUCUCACUAAUUUGCACAAUUACACCGGCAUCAAGUAACAUGGAAGAAACACAUAAUACACUGAAAUUUGCCAGCAGAGCAAAACGUGUUGAAAUUUACGCCUCUCGUAACAGGAUAAUUGAUGAGAAGUCUUUGAUCAAGAAGUAUCAGAGAGAAAUAUCCUCUCUAAAGCAAGAACUUGACCAGCUAAGGAGGGGAAUGAUUGGUGGUGCUAGUCAGGAUGAAAUUACAAUUUUACGUCAGCAGUUGGAGGAGGGCCAGGUAAAGAUGCAGUCUCGUCUGGAGGAGGAAGAGGAAGCAAAAGCUGCUCUAAUGAGCAGGAUACAACGCUUGACCAAGUUAAUACUUGUUUCCACAAAGAACAAUAUUCCUGCCUUGACAGAUAGUCAUCAACGACAGAAUUCAGUCAGUGAGGAAGAUAAGUUAAGCACUUCGCAAGAUAGUUCUACAUUUGUCCAAAACGAAGGCACCGCGAAUGACUCUCAGUCAUCUGCUUUGUCAGACCCAUUGGAUGAGAUCAAUCAAUUAAGAUCUGCCAAUGGGGAGCAUUCUUUAGUUACUGGUUCAGCACCAGAUUCAAUGCAGGUGGGGUUCACGGCAUCAGAUCAAAUGGAUCUACUAAUUGAGCAAAUUAAGAUGCUUGCAGGGGAGGUUGCAUUUGGUACCAGUUCGCUGAAAAGACUAAUCGAACAGUCUAUAGAUGACCCUGAAGGGACAAAGGACCAAAUAGAGAAUUUAGAGAAAGAAAUCCAGCAAAAGAGAAGGCAUAUGCGAGCCCUGGAACAACAAAUCAUGGAAAGUGGUGAGGCAUCAGUUACUAAUGCUUCCAUGGUGGAUUUGCAGCAGACUAUUACAAAACUGACAGCUCAAUGCAGUGAGAAGGCUUUUGAGUUAGAGUUAAAAUCAGCCGAUAAUCGUGUCCUUCAGGAGCAGCUACAACAGAAGACUGCGGAAAUCAACAAUUUACAAGAAAAAGUUCUUCGCCUAGAGCAACAACUCUCAGUAAAAGUUGACAUAUCCCCUGAGCAAUGCACACAUCAGGAGAUUAUUGAUUUGAAAUCUAAACUUCAGUCCAAGGAAGCUGAAAGUGAAAAGCUGAAACAUGAGCAUCUGAAAAUUGUUGAGGAACAUCGUGACUUGGUCAAUCAGAACCACAAACUAAGUGAGGAAGCAGCAUAUGCAAAAGAAUUGGCAUCUUCUGCUGCUGUUGAACUUAAGAAUUUGGCUGAAGAAGUUACAAAGCUAUCAGUACUAAAUGCAAAGCAGGCAAAGGAGUUAUUAAUUGCUCAGGAGAUGGCACAUCCAAGGGUUCAUGGUAGAAAGAGCCGCACAACCAGCAGGGGCAGGGACGAGGUUGGGACUUGGAGUCUCGAUUUAGAGGAUAUGAAGAUGGAGCUACAGGCCAGAAGACAGAGGGAGGCUGCUCUGGAAGCUGCUUUGGCAGAGAAGGAGCUUCUAGAAGAGGAGUACAAGAAAAAGUUCGAUGAGGCAAAGAAAAAGGAGCUAUCUUUAGAAAACGAUUUAGCAGGCAUGUGGGUUUUUGUUGCUAAGUUGAAGAGAGGAGCUUUAGGCAUAUCUGAUUUGAAUGUUGAUGAGCGAACAGUCAACCUAGCUGAUAUAACUAAUGGCACAAAGGAAAACAAAGAUGACAAGAAUUUUGCUUUAGUUGAGAAACAAGUUUGUGAUGAUACUGUGAAGUCAUUGACUGCAGAAGAACAUAAAAGUCCAGAGUUUGAACCACUUCUUGUUCGUCUGAAGGCUAAAAUUCAAGAGAUGAAGGAAAAGGAUACUGAUUCCUUGGGUGAUAAAGAUGGGAAUUCACAUGUCUGCAAAGUAUGUUUCGAAUCUGCAACUGCGGCAGUAUUGCUUCCUUGCCGGCACUUUUGCUUGUGCAAGCCUUGCUCGCUUGCCUGUUCAGAGUGCCCUCUGUGCCGCACAAGAAUUUCAGACAGGAUUAUCACCUUCACAUGAAUUACAUGCUAGCUGAAGGUGGAUUCUCUUGUAAAAUCGUCAGCGGUAUAUGUUUCUUUUUCCCUUUGUAGCAAAGAAGGUGCCUUUUUUUUGUUCCUUCUGUGUUGUACUGCCAUUCUUUUGAUUUCCUAUAGCUUCACCCCUGUUUUUUUUUUGUUGUAUCGAGAAGUUAGAAGUGAUGAUUUCUCGCACUGCAAAUAUGUAUAGAUGUGCGACUCAACAUUGUAAUACAUUUUGAUUUCGUUUUCAGAAGUAAAGCAGUGUACAAUCUGA